Paramuricea clavata is the source of this 1109-nucleotide messenger RNA. The record is from the annotation of a GenBank genome assembly. NCBI's taxonomy places the organism in Eukaryota, Metazoa, Cnidaria, Anthozoa, Malacalcyonacea, Plexauridae.
AUGGUCUACCGGGUAGCCACGUUUUUGAACUAUUUUAAUUCAAAAGUGACAAAAAACGUGGAUUUUUUGCAGGAAGUAGCAAGCCUACUAACAAUAAGCAGCGAAGAGCAUGAAAUGGGCAAUACAUGUAUUGAACAAGAACUAGCAAGUACGUCAAGUCAGGAUGCAGAAACACAGUGUGAUUUGAAGAUUUUGUUGGAUGCAGAGGUCCAGUGUGAAAAAUAUUAAAACGGAGUAUUGCUAUACAAACUCUUGCCCAACGUUAAAAUAAAUCUAAAAAUAAAAAAAUCUUCUACUGUUCGCAAUAUAAAUAAAAGUUGUCUAGUUCCUACUCCUCCUUCAACACCGAUGGAAACAAAAGGACAAAAGUCAUCCACUAUCCGUGCUCUAUAUUGCAAUGAUCCUGUUGUUACCUCCCCUUCAACAUCAAUUGUCAGAAAAGAAACGGACACAAACAUGGCAGUAUCUGAAUUGUGAACAUUUGCAGUAGUAGUGAGGAAGACACAUCAGAUAGUGAUGUCACAUCAGAUAGUGACGACGAUUAUAUUCGCUCAGAAUUAGACACCAGUGAUGAGUCUGACGAGGUAGAACUAAAAAAUGAAAGAAAUUUUAUUGUGUUUGAAAGUAUGCUUGAUCAGCUAUUUAUCAACUGUAACACGUGUGGUUCUCUAUGUGAGAUUGAAAAGUCUAACACUAAUAGCAUGGUAGUAAUCAAAGCAACAUGUUGUAACAACCAUACCUUUCACUGGGAAUCACAACCAGAGAUAGUUAACAAGCCAGCUGGUAACAUUUUGAUUCCUUCUGCAACUGUCAUUACUGGGGGAUCCUAUGAAUCUAUGAAACAAUUUUCUAAUGCACUUAAUUUAAACUUUGUUAAUAAGGACCAGUUUUACGAUGUGCAGGAUAAGAUUGUUUUCCCAGUCAUCAACAAUGCCUAUGAAAAACAACGGAAGGAUGUAAUUGAAACAAUAAAAAAGGAGAAUACUGCAGUCAAUUUAUGCGUUGACGGUCGAUCUGAUAGUCCUAGUCGCAAUGCUAAAUAUGGUACAUACACAUUGAUGGACGAAGAUUCAGGGAAGAUUAUAGAUUUCUCCCUUGUGCAAGUCUAG